Molecule: messenger RNA, 1200 nt
Organism: Eruca vesicaria subsp. sativa (arugula)
Lineage: Eukaryota; Viridiplantae; Streptophyta; Magnoliopsida; Brassicales; Brassicaceae
Source: the annotation of a GenBank genome assembly
AUGAGACGUCGCGGGUACCAAAUAGCUCCGUCAAUGACAGAGUUUCCGUCAGUGGAGGAAACGCUUCAUCCGAACUACCCGUUUCUCAUGUCCUCACAUGGUCUCAAGUCCUUUGAUUCGCACGAAGACUCACUCUCAGACCUUGAUUCCGACAAUCAGUACCCUGUCAGCAUCAACACCGAGUUGCUUGUAGAUGCCAAAGACGUUUAUAUAGGAGAACUGAUCGGCGUAGGCUCUUCUUCAAAAGUCUACAGAGGAUUGUUCAAGAAAGUUAACCCCGUCUCAGUGAAGAUAUUCCAGCCUGAAAGAGCAUCUUCUGUUACCAUUGAGCAGAAGAAGAAGUUUCAGAGGGAGGUUAUGUUGCUCUCCAAGAUUCGACAUGAAAAUAUUGUCCAGGCAAUGCAUUUUAUUGGGGCCUGCAUAGAACCAAAGUUGAUGAUAAUUACUGAACUCAUGGAAGGCAAUACUCUUCACAAGUUUAUGUUGACUACUCGUCCAAACCCUCUUGAUCUCAAGCUCUCCAUUAGCUUUGCCUUGGAUAUUGCUCGUGGAAUGGAGUUCUUGAAUGCUAAUGGCAUCAUUCACCGUGAUUUGAAACCUAGGAAUAUGCUGUUAACAAGGGAUCAUAAACAUGUAAAGUUGGCUGAUUUUGGACUUGCUAGAGAGGAAACUAAAGGUUUCAUGACCUCUGAAGCUGGUACUUAUAGAUGGAUGGCUCCCGAGUUAUUCAGCUAUGAGGCGAAAGACUAUGAUCAUAAGGUGGAUGUUUACAGCUUCGCUAUUGUCUUUUGGGAGUUGCUUACCAACAAAACCCCAUUCAAAGGGAAGAACAACAUCUUUGUAGCUUAUGCUGCCUGUAAAAACCAGAGACCAAGUCUGGAUAAUCUUCCGAAAGGAGUUGGUUCUAUCCUUGAAGCAUGUUGGGCAGCGGAUCCUAAAGCUCGUCCUGAAUUCAAAGAGAUUACAGUUUCACUAGAAAAAUUGCUUAGAAGCUUAUGUUCAGAUGAUGAUGACGCUUCACCAAAUAGUAAUACCAGUGUAGCUACCGAGGAUUCAACAAGCAAGCUGGUUCAGGAACACGCUGUCUGCGACUGUCCUGGGCUGAAGAUGAUGAUGACCAAGAAGAAGAAAAAGGGAAAUAAAGUGGUGAACAUGGUGGUUCCGCUUCUAAAGAUGUUCAGAAACUGUUUGUCCAAGUGA